Messenger RNA from Prunus persica (peach), 1459 nucleotides. Its product is annotated as fasciclin-like arabinogalactan protein 12. The coding region runs from base 241 to 1305 and encodes 354 amino acids. The transcript has a single exon. The record is from RefSeq and is a predicted model, not a curated record. NCBI's taxonomy places the organism in Eukaryota, Viridiplantae, Streptophyta, Magnoliopsida, Rosales, Rosaceae.
CCUGUAUUUAUGUGCACACUUGUGUUUUAAAGCUUAACCCCACGUAAAUCUUAAACCCCAAAUGAUUACAUGAAAGCAAACCAGUAGCUCUGACACCACAAUCCCACACCCACUCUAUAUCCAUUCCCUCUCUCUUGGCAUAUGAUAAACACCAAAUGAUUAGAUGAAAGCAAACUAGUAACUCUAACACCACAAUCUCACUAUAUUGAUUCCCUCCUCACCUUCCCAACAAAGACAGACAUGCUAACUGCGAAGGUUGCAUCAAUUAAUUAUCACCCACCACACCUUACAUCUCCUUUCCCACCACUUAUAAAAACCCUCUCCAUUUCCCCCCAAACUCAUAUCGAACAUCUUCUCCAAAUAUCAAACGCCUUGUUGUUUUUAAUUGUUUCCAAGCAAAUUAAGAAUCCGCAUCCCACCGCACUCAAAAACAGGAUGAUGAAGCAGCAGAAUCAGCCUCUUUUCUCACUCACACUGUUACUGAUCUUCUUCUCCCAUUGCACCAAAAUCUUAUCCCAAGCUCCUUCUGCUUCCCCUGCUGCUGCCCCAGCUGCCUCAGCUACCCCAGGUGCCCCAACAAUUACAGGGCCAGUGGUGCAAGCACCACCAGCUGAUGCCCCUGCACCUUCUGGCCCAACUAAUAUCACCAAAAUCCUUGAGAAAGCAGGUGGCUACAAAGUCUUUAUCCGCCUCUUAAAGAGCACCCAAGUUGACAACCAGCUCUACCGCCAACUCAACAACUCAAAUAGCCAACUCACCGUUUUCGCCCCAACUGAUGAUGCCUUCUCAAAUCUCGGCACAGGCACACUCAACUCUUUGAGUGAUGAGCAAAAAGGGCAGCUCGUACAAUUCCAUCUGAUCCCAGAUUUUCUCACAAUCCAAAACUUCCAAACUAUCAGCAAUCCAGUGAGAACCCAAGCUGGAUCUGGAUUGGACUAUCCGCUAAACAUUACCACAUCAGGCAAUUCAGUCAACAUUUCCUCUGGCCUUGUGAACACCUCCAUUUCAGGCACUGUCUACUCUGAUAAUCAAAUUGCUAUUUACCAAGUUGACAGUGUGCUCCAGCCUUAUGGUGUUUUUUCUCCCAAGCGUCAACCACCGUCACCAGCUCCAGCUCCAGCACCUGUACUAGGGAAGCCUAAGUUGAAUUCUUCGUCAUCUGAUUCUGAUGACAGUGACACUAGUACUACUCCUCCUGUUGCUGAAGUGAAAUCUGGAGCUGUGCCUACCGUGCUCCCCAAAUUUAAUGGCAUUGUCUCCAUUGCAGUUGCUGUGGUUGCUGCAGCAGCAUUAAGCUUUUCUUGACAAAAUUGUUUGUUCCAAUUGGAGUUGGUUUGAAUUUGAAGGGUACGUAAUAAUUGUUGUUAUGCAUGUCAGAAAUGUGAUCUGUAUGUGAGACCAAUAAUGUUUUGUUGAAUUUCAUUGGGUUCUUGAUUUGUUUUGUUUCUUUGUAUACUCA